This is a messenger RNA of Camellia sinensis, 909 nucleotides long. RefSeq lists its product as uncharacterized. Lineage: Eukaryota; Viridiplantae; Streptophyta; Magnoliopsida; Ericales; Theaceae. Gene Ontology annotation, molecular function: electron transfer activity. The record is from RefSeq and is a predicted model, not a curated record. Gene Ontology annotation, cellular component: plasma membrane.
GACCAAAAAUAAAUAAACAUUAAAUUGAAGGUGUUAGAAAAAUACGGUGAGAUGAGAAGUUCCUAAGAAACAACCUAUCGGUGGCAUGUCUUCAUAAUACUUAAUUAAAAUGAGCAAGACAUGGAUAAAACUAAUAUUAUCUUCAUUGUGAAAGCACUCUGUCUUUUGUGCCUUCCUGUGUAUAUAAAUGGAAUUCAAUUCCUAACGCAGAACCGAAACGCAUACAAUUUCCUCUGAAAUUUACUUCUGCUUUCUGAAUUCCACAUUGUGGUUGAAAUGGCAAUGCUGAGAACACUAGUGGGUUUGGCUGUUACGGGCAUGCUCAUCAAUGUAGCCAUGGCAACAAGUUACACUGUUGGAUCUCCCAAUGGUGGCUGGGAUCUAACCACCAACCUGCAAGGAUGGGCAUCGUCACAAUCAUUUUCUGCCGGAGACAGUUUGGUUUUUCAGUACACACCAAACCAUGUUGUGCUUGAAGUUACGAAGGCUGACUAUGACUCCUGCCAGACUAGUAACCCGCUUCAGACGCAUACUGGCACCAACACAGUCAUUGCUCUCCCUUCUCCAGGAAAGAGAUAUUUCAUCUGUGGAACCCCGGGGCAUUGUGCCCAAGGAAUGAAGCUUGAGAUUGACACGCUUGCAACUUCUGCACCACCGCCAACUUCCCCAGCUACCCCUCCACCAACAGCAACUCCUACAAACCCACCACGGGCUUCCCCAGUUUCCAAAAUUACCCCUCCACCAACAGCAACUCCUGCAAGUCCACCGCAUGCUUCACCAAUCACCCCUGUUUCCUCACCACCACCUAAAAGUGUAGCUCACACACCCAUGCAUUCUCCGUUAUCUGCUCCUGCAAUGUCUCCUCCAAUGCUACGCAAAUCACCUGUGAGCAGUCCCACUUUCACGUGA